Messenger RNA from Penicillium brevicompactum, 504 nucleotides. RefSeq lists its product as uncharacterized. Gene Ontology annotation, cellular component: BLOC-1 complex. The coding region runs from base 1 to 504 and encodes 167 amino acids. Gene Ontology annotation, biological process: endosome organization. Lineage: Eukaryota; Fungi; Ascomycota; Eurotiomycetes; Eurotiales; Aspergillaceae. The record is from RefSeq and is a predicted model, not a curated record. The transcript has 2 exons.
AUGUCCGCAGCCUCGAUUCCCGACACUUCGCUUGGCCUUACCUCCGCCGAGAUCCAGAUCCUCCGACAGCAGCAGCAGAUUGCCCUACAAGGCGGCCAUGCCGGCAAUGGGGUCGCCCGGGGCAGAGGCGCCGGGAGAACCAGCAACUCCAGCUCGCGCGCUACCAGUGCCGCCAGCAGCCAGGGUCGUCUGCUGCUGGACCCGAUGAGUCUUCGCGCGCUCUCGCACCAGCUCGAUGGCUUACAGGCGCAAAUCAGCCAUCGCAUCGAAUAUCUCGAAGAUCAAAUGCAGCGCUCUAUCGCAAAUACCUACGACCGUGCGGGAAACGUCAUUCGCAACGCCGAUGCCGAAAUCGCCCGCACCCGUGAGAUAUUGGCUUCCAUCGACGAUUUGGAUAAUGAAUUGGCAAAAAUUGCUCAUAUCCGUGACAUCGUUAAAGGAUUUCGCGGUAGAAUCGAGAACCUUGAUCAUCGUCUUGACCAGAGUUCUCGUCGCCGGCGAUAG